Messenger RNA from Dendronephthya gigantea, 2926 nucleotides. RefSeq lists its product as uncharacterized. Lineage: Eukaryota; Metazoa; Cnidaria; Anthozoa; Malacalcyonacea; Nephtheidae. The coding region runs from base 722 to 2677 and encodes 651 amino acids. The record is from RefSeq and is a predicted model, not a curated record. The transcript has 16 exons.
UAUGGCGGUGCUUAGAUAGGAGUGGGAAAGUGCUUGUUCGUUCGAAGCUAUGAAGCGUCUGAAACAGUUAUCUGUGAAAACUAAGGUUUUCGACAGAAAUAGGGCAUUCACUACCGGUACUGCUCUGACAGUCGAACGAUCCCAAAAGGCUUCGACAAAUGCUACAAGUGUAGUCGAAGGUGAGGCAAGUGCUCUCAAAGAAGAUUCUGCCGCGGAUUCUGGUAUCUAUAGUGUUGAUACAGAUUCAACUGAUGAUUCGGCUAAUACGAAGAGAAACAUAAACAAUUUAUGUAACUGGGAGAAGAUUCGAUCAUGUUUGGUGAAAGCUUGUGUGGAAGAGUGUAGUAUGAAAAGUGGCCAGGUUUGUAUUCUCUGCCACACGCAGGCUGCGGUGGUUCGCUGUGAGUACUGUGGGCCAAGGCAAUACUUCUGCCCGUCUUGUGCAUAUUCAUUGCACGAAGAUAGGAACCAAUUUCAUGUAAUGGAAAAGUGGACGGGUAACAAAUUUCUGCCUCUCUUUCCCAAUCAUGGUGUGGUAGAUAAUGGACAUCAGUGUGAUUCAAGAAUUCUAAAGUUGUUCAAAUUGGUUGAUGAGUUUGGCAAUCAACAUUUGAAACAAGUUGCUGUGUGCAACUGUGAGAGUCAUGCUGAAACCUUGAUCCGUGCCUAAUUUUGGCCUGGAACUCCUGAAAAAACAAGUGUUGGGUUUCAUUUUAAACUGAUGGAUCUGGCCGUUGUUUUGUUUUUGCAUAAUCAAGUACCAUUGAAGGAUUUUGCAGAGAUGAUGUUAGAGUUUGUUCCAAAAUUACAGCCUAUACUAAUACCCUCUAUAUAUAGAACUCUAAAUGCUGGAUGUUUUGAAGAAUACAGAAAUUUUAAAUACAAAAUGGAUUAUCUUGAUAACUUUGUUCCAAAUUUGUAUAAUGGCGCGGAAUGUCCUGUAUGUCCAAAGGAAAAUGGAGUUUUGAUUGAGUGUGUGGAUGCUUGUUUUGGUUUGGCACGGAAAAAGUAUCGGAACCAGUCAAGUAUUGCUCCACGGCAGGGAACGCUAUUAUUCAGUGACCAAGAUGAUGUUGAUAAUUAUGUUAAUAAUUAUCGGCUGAAAAACGGAAAAGCAAGUAUUCAGCAUUGUAACAGAUUUCACGCCGGAGAGGUCCUGCCUGCACUUCGGAGCAAGGGCAAAAAUGAUCUAUUUGACGAAAAAGGUGUAUUUGGAAGAGUAUGCAGACACGAUUUUCCGAAAGGCUUUUUAAAUAUUAAGCAUGGAGAGAGAAUAUCCUAUUCAGUUUACGAAUUGGAGAGCCUAAAAAGUCAAAUGCAAUCAUCGAAGAAUUUGAAAGUUGUGUUGAUGUACGAUAUUGCUUGCAUUUUGUCAAACCACCUUACUAGUUCAAAUCGAGAAGAUUUACUGCAGGAUGUGACUCUGUGCAUUCCCAUGUUUCACUGUUAUGGUCACAAAGCAGUUUGCCAGAUGAAAUAUAGCCCACGACGAACCCAAAACGUCGGCUUGACAGAUGGGGAGGGUGUUGAAAAGUUGUGGUCAUUUAUGCGUCAGUUUUCUAAAAUGACCAAGGAAAUGUCAAUAGAUAAAAGGACGGAUGUGUUGACGGAUGCCGCUCUGCACUAUAGAGAACACCUGUUUAAGCGUUUCGGUACCUCCUUGAAAUGCAGGCAUGGACGGGCUGCUUCUCUUGGUGUGAUGGUGAACAAUGAGUUAGAAGAUUUGUUGUCAAAAUUACCAAACGUGAAUAAGGAAAGUGUGCGACAAUGGAUCGAAAAUGAGCUUACAGAAAUAACACCUGGCCAGGAAGUAGUUGAUAUGGAAUGGGAUGAAUCAUAUGUGGAGUUACAAAGGGAGAGGAAAAGACUGCGAAACGAGUUGUGUUACGCCACCGAAGAAGAGCCGGAUCGUGUUGCGGGUAUUGAGGGCAAAAUGAACAGAAAUCAAAAAGCAAUAGCCACUUUAGAAAAAGCAUAUGCAGUCAAAGAAACAUGGGGUAAAACUGAUCCGCAAUAUGAAAAUGCAGAGAGAAGGCUUGUUGAAAAGAAAAAGCAUCGAUUAUUGUUAUCUCUUCAUCGCAUGGCAUCCGAGAGGAUUUUUCUCUUGGAACUCAAAUCGAAGUAUGCUGAGGGGCAGGCAAUCGCUAUUAAGCUUUCCAAUCAAAUUGGAAAAGUUGUCAACGAAAUGAAGAGGAACCUUGCAAGCUGCAAUGACUUGUGUAAAAACGAAUACGGCUUUGAUGAAAAAAAAAAUCCCCAAUCCGAAAUUUAUACCAAUACACUUCAAUCACAGGACUCGGUAAUACCGACCAAGAUCAAGCAUCGGUUAGUGGAACUGACGUAUUUACAGGAUAGAUGCGAGGAAGAGUUGUCGAUGGUAAAAGAAGAAAUGUUAACUUUGGUGAAUUUCGUCCGGCAUCAAAUUAUUGAAAUUGACCAAUAUAUCUUGGCAAAUAAUGCAAGCGAUGGUGAUCUUUAUCAAAAAGGAUUGAAAUGCCUUCUAUUUCAAAAACAGACUGUCCAUACGAAAUAUCUACAGAGCUUGUAUGAUAAUUGGAAAGAUUUAAUUGACAUUCCCGUUUCAAAAACCGCUGAACUACCUUUCCUUUCUACUAACCCUGGGGAUUUUGAGACGUUUUGGAUGCAUGAUUGUGAUUGUUGUGAUGAUGUUAGUUGACACUUGGUAUCUGACAAUCUGUACAGUACAGUGGCGUAGCCAGCCUGACGAUUUUGUCCCGCUAUGUAAAUUUCGAGUUAUUAUAAGUAUUCAUGUCUUUUAUGUCCCAAUAUUAGCAUAGCGGGACAAAUCAACAGGCCGGCUACGCUACUAGUACAGUAUAGUAUACCAGUUCAUAACUCUCGCUAAAAUUGUAUCUCUAUUUUAAGGGACUAAGGGCGAUUUUAUCAAUUUUUAACAAUUUGUAUA